AUGGCGUUAAUGUCCAAUUCUGAAAGAGAUAAAUUGGAAAGUACAUUGAGGAGAAGGUUUUUCUACACACCUUCUUUUGAGAUAUAUGGUGGUGUCUCAGGUUUAUUUGAUUUGGGACCUCCUGGUUGUCAGUUGAAAAAUAACUUAAUUCAACUAUGGCGAGAACAUUUUAUUAUGGAGGAAAACAUGCUUGAGGUUGAUGGGCCAAUGCUAACUCCUUACGAUGUGCUGAAAACUUCUGGGCAUGUAGAUAAAUUUACUGAUUGGAUGUGCCGAAAUCCAAAGACUGGGGAAUACUACAGAGCAGAUCAUUUGAUCGAACAGACGUUGAAGAAAAGGCUGCUGAACAAGGAUGUCGAUUCACAGGAUUUUGAAAAGAUGGAGAACAUAUUGGCCACGAUUGAUGGGUUUACGGGUCCUGAGUUGAAUCGUAUUAUGCAGGAAUAUAAAAUUAGUGAUCCAGUCACUGAUGAUGUAUUAGACGCACUAACCUCAUUUAAUUUGAUGUUCCAAACUAAAAUUGGAGCUUCAGGACAGUUGAAAGGCUUUUUACGGCCAGAGACUGCGCAGGGACAGUUCCUCAAUUUCAACAAAUUGUUGGACAUCAACCAAGGGAAGAUUCCGUUCGCAUCUGCUUCCAUUGGUAAGUCAUUCAGAAAUGAAAUUUCCCCCAGAAGUGGGCUAUUAAGGGUGAGAGAGUUUCUAAUGGCAGAAAUUGAGUAUUUUGUUGAUCCGUUAAAUAAGUCGCAUGCAAAAUUCAAUGAGGUGUUAGAUGAAGAGAUUUCACUACUCUCACGUCGAUUACAGGAGAGUGGUAAACCUCCACUUCCCGUGAGAAUGACAAUAGGUGAGGCAGUGAAAUCCGGAAUGGUAGAAAACGAAACAUUGGGAUAUUUUAUGGCAAGAGUUCAUCAAUUUCUGUUGAAAGCUGGCAUUAAUAAGAACAAAUUUAGAUUUCGCCAGCAUUUGAAGAAUGAAAUGGCACACUAUGCCACAGAUUGCUGGGACGGUGAAAUAUUGACGUCGUACGGUUGGAUUGAAUGUGUAGGUUGUGCUGAUAGAGCGGCUUUCGAUUUAACUGUACACUCCAAGAAAACGGGGAGAAGUCUGACGGUAAGGCAAAAGCUAGAUACCCCAAAAGAAAGAACUGAGUGGGUCAUAGAAGUGAACAAGAAGAAUUUUGGAUCAAAAUUCAAACAAAAAGCAAAAGUAAUCGAUUCUGUUUUGUCAAAUUUUUCCCAGGAUGAAUUAAUCAGUAGGCAUAAAGAACUGAACAGGAGCGGUAAAUUUACCUGCCGAGCAAAUGGCGAGAUUGUGGAACUAGAUAGCAGUCUGGUUACUAUUAAAAUGAAGUCAACUUUGCAGCAUAUAAGAGAGUAUAUUCCUAAUGUCAUUGAACCCUCAUUUGGUUUAGGCCGUAUUAUAUACUGCAUAUUUGACCAUUGUUUCCAAUUUCGAGUAGGCAAUGAGUCAAGAAGUUUCUUCUCCUUUCCAUUACAAAUAGCGCCGAUCAAAGUAUUUAUAACAACAAUAUCAAAUAAUGAUAGCUUCCCCAGUAUAGUCAAGGAGAUCUCGCAGAUUUUGCGCAAAAGAGAGAUAUACUUUAAAAUUGACGAUUCCAAUACUUCAAUUGGUAAAAAAUACGCCCGUAACGAUGAGUUGGGUACGCCGUUUGGUAUCACCAUAGAUUUUGAAACUAUAAAAGAUGAGACAGUGACGUUAAGAGAAAGGAAUUCCAUGAAGCAAGUAAGAGGCUCUAUCUCUGAUGUAAUUUCGGCUAUUGACAAAAUGAUCCACAACCCCGAAGAACCGGAGUGGGAUAAUUCAACACUUGGACUCUCGCCUGUAAAUAUAUAUGAUUGA
Saccharomyces paradoxus is the source of this 1863-nucleotide messenger RNA. It is a transcript of the gene GRS2, whose product is annotated as putative glycine--tRNA ligase. The record is from RefSeq and is a predicted model, not a curated record. Gene Ontology annotation, molecular function: glycine-tRNA ligase activity; ATP binding. The transcript has a single exon. Gene Ontology annotation, cellular component: mitochondrion; cytoplasm. Gene Ontology annotation, biological process: mitochondrial glycyl-tRNA aminoacylation. Lineage: Eukaryota; Fungi; Ascomycota; Saccharomycetes; Saccharomycetales; Saccharomycetaceae. Bases 1 to 1863 code for a protein of 620 amino acids.